Molecule: messenger RNA, 711 nt
Organism: Nilaparvata lugens (brown planthopper)
Lineage: Eukaryota; Metazoa; Arthropoda; Insecta; Hemiptera; Delphacidae
Product: facilitated trehalose transporter Tret1-like
Exons: 3
Coding region: 1-711 (236 amino acids)
Biological process (GO): transmembrane transport
Cellular component (GO): membrane
Molecular function (GO): transmembrane transporter activity
Source: RefSeq, a predicted model, not a curated record
AUGACCUACGGCAGUGCUCUAGGUUGGCCCUCUCCAGUCCUUGUCCAGAUCUCCCAGACAGGACUGCCCUUCACCCUGGACGCCUCCCAGAUCUCCUGGAUGGUCUCCCUGGUCUACGUCACCAACCUGCUCAGUCCCUUGCCGGCAGGAGCCCUAAUGGACGCCCUUGGUCGCAAGAGGGCGCUGAUCCUUCUCACCCUUCCAGCCCUCAUCUCCUGGCCCAUCGCCCUUCUAGCAACGGAUGUCAGGUGGUUGUACCUGGCGCGAUUGUUGGUGGGCAUACAAGGUGGAGCUUCCACUACAAUUGCCCCCACCUACAUCUCGGAAACAGCCUGUGCCAAACACCGAGGCGCCAUGAACACUAUGGGCAUGUUUUUCUGCUUUGUCGGCAUUUUCUACAGCUACAUCAUCGGCCACCUCGUCUCCUAUGCUUCCCUCUGCCUCCUCAACGGACUCAUCCCCCUCACCUUCAUCCUACUAUUCUCCCUGUUACUCCCCGACACCCCCUACUGGUACCUUAUGAAGAACAACCCUCAACUAGCUGCCGAAUCUCUAGCUUGGCUCAACUCUACAACAACCCCACACAUCCAAAACGAACUGAACCUGAUUCAAAACGGUGUACAACAACAGAUAUCCAACAAAAAUAGUUUUGAAGAGCUGCUACGUUCUGCUACCAACCGGAGAGCAUUGAUAAUACUCUCCCAGAUCUAA